Messenger RNA from Limanda limanda (common dab), 6024 nucleotides. Its product is annotated as integrin alpha-M-like. NCBI's taxonomy places the organism in Eukaryota, Metazoa, Chordata, Actinopteri, Pleuronectiformes, Pleuronectidae. Gene Ontology annotation, biological process: cell adhesion mediated by integrin; integrin-mediated signaling pathway; cell-matrix adhesion. The record is from RefSeq and is a predicted model, not a curated record. Gene Ontology annotation, cellular component: external side of plasma membrane; integrin complex. The transcript has 31 exons. The coding region runs from base 1166 to 4780 and encodes 1204 amino acids. Gene Ontology annotation, molecular function: integrin binding.
AUUCACAUCCUGUUUCCUGAUUUUGUUAUAAGGAUCGAAGGAGAACAGAAACUACUCUGUUUUUUUAGCCAGGGCCAUACAGACAGUGUCAUGUCGUAAACGAAAUAUUCAAAUCUGCAGUUACAACAAAAAACAAGUCAAAACUGUCCAAGUGGUUUCAGAGACUUUGUAAAUGAAAUGGAGAUUCAGGUUCAGGAAUUUUUUUUUUACACAAAUAUUUAUUUUAGAAAGUGCUGUCAAGCUAUGCAGACAGUGUGGUAAAAAAAAAAAGUGUUUUCAUUUUUGAGUAAUCCAUAAAACAUUUCCAUACUGUGAUAUUGCUAAUUCACUUCCUUUGCUAACGGAAAUCUAAAACAUGGUAUAACUAUUUUGCAGGGGCAGAUCCAGAGGUGGGGCCAAGGGGCACUGGCCACAGAUGAAAUCUUACUUACAAGUGCGCCUGUCCUGUCUUUUUUUAAAAGAGCUUUUAUUUUCUAGGCUUUUUUGAAGAACACAAUGUGCUUGAACAAGGAACAAUUAUCAAAAUAUGUUCAAUGAUGUGUGACAAAAACUAAAAAACAAGGCCCUUUUAUGGCCCCUGGUCUAGAAAAAUAGCAUUCGGUGGCAACCACAUAAAACCUUACAAUAACUCUCACUACACAUAUACAAUUAUAAAUUGAUUAAAACGUGGUGGGCAAAGAAAAAAAUGACAUCUUCAAUGUCAAGAAGAGAUUUUGUGUAAAUACAUUUUGUCACAUUCCAACAUAGUUUCACUUAAAUAUAAUACUUCUUCCAUCACUGGAAGUAAACCAGUACAACUUUUCUGCAUUCAAGUGAUGGUUUCACUAUCACAGCAAGUUUCUCACACGUUUUAAUCAUCAUCAUCCUCCUGUUAUGAGAAUCUUGUGCUAAUAAUGUCUGGGCCUCCGGAGCUGUCAAUUGAUAACCACCAGUUUCCUUUAUCUUUUUUGUUCCUGUAACAAUGAGUGAGAAAUAAAGUAUUUCAGAGCAACAAAAGAAAGAGGAAGUGUGAGGGAAGAGAUACAUUUUGCUGAGAGCAUUACUGUGAGAGAAGUGUCACAACCACCUGUUACGGAAACACCCUAAUUUAAAAAGCGCACAGGAAGUGUUGCACAUAGGGUACAUAAGUGUCAAAGCAGCACCAUCUUUGGCCUUGAGAAGAUUGAUGUUGAAGAUGAGAGACCAGCGUCAUAUUUUCCUGCUCACCUACAUGGUGGCGCUUGCCGCCCCUCUUUCUUUGGCUUUCAACAUUGAUGCAACAAAUCCUGAUGUCUAUGCUGGUGAAAGGAAAGAUUUCUUUGGAUACAAAGUGCUUCAGUUCACGUCUGGCACAGACAAAGGGAUAAUCGUCACUGCGCCGCUGCAGCUCAAUGGAUCUGGAGGAGUAUGCAGACCUUACAAAAACCAAAGCACCCAGUGUUUUAAUGCUGAAGACAUUACUGUGAAAGAUGAAACGUUACCAGUGAAGCUCCUCGGCCUGUCGAUCGCCACAGACUCCACAAGCUCCCAGUUCAUUGUUUGCAGCCCAAGUGUAGCACAUGAAUGUAAUGAAAACUCCUAUCUGAACACUGUGUGUUACAACAUGACAUAUAGUCUUCAGACAAUCUCCUCUUUCACUCCUGCUUUCCAAGAAUGUACCAAAAAGACAGUGGACCUUGUCUUUCUUGUUGAUGGAUCAGGCAGUAUGACCGGAGCUGAGUUCAGAAAAAAUAAAGAUUUCAUAGUGGAUAUAAUGGCCAGCCUUAAGAACACAUCAAUCAAGUUCUCAGCAGUUCAGUUCUCCUCAAACAACAGGAAGGUAUUUGACUUCAACGACUAUCAAGAUGGCAGCGCUCUUAAAAAACUAAAGGAAGAACCCCACAUGGAGGAUCUGACCAACACACAUGGAGCCCUCGAAUUUGUGAUGAUAAAUAUCUUGGAAAACCAAACUGCAGGUGCCUCUCCUGAUGCAAUUAAAGUUCUGGUCAUAAUCACAGAUGGCGAUCCCAGUGACAGAGACAAUGGGAUUAUUAAAAAAUAUGAUAAGAAACAUAUCAUUCGCUUUGUCAUUGGGGUCAAAGAAGCCACGUUAGAAAAAUUCACAGCCAUUGCUUCAAAACCAGCAGAGGACUAUGCCUUUAAAAUCGAGAACUACAACGGACUGAAAGGAAUACUGGAAAAGUUUCAAAAAAGGAUUUUUAAAAUGGAAGGCUCCAGUGUGGCUCGAGGAGGAGACUUGAAGGAGGAAAUGGCUCAGAGUGGAUUCAGUGCUGUCUUCUAUAACAAUACGUUGAUCCUGGGUUCAGUGGGCUCAAAGAGCUGGGGGGGCUCUCUCCAAGAGAUCCAUGAAGGAAAAGAAACACAAAUUGAAGAUCCACCAAUGAAGAAGGACUCUUACAUGGGAUACUCCAUCUCUGUUGGCAAAAGGGACAAUGCUUCUCUAUACUUUGCGGGUGCACCAAGAUUUGAGCACACAGGACAGGUCCUACUUUUCAGACGUGAUGGUGGUAAUUGGGCCGCAGCCCAAUCACUAAAUGGUACCCAGAUUGGCUCCUACUUUGGUGCAGAGCUGUGCUCAGUAGAUAUCGACUCAGAUGGUAACACUGACUUCCUGUUGGUGGGAGCUCCCCUGUUCUAUCAGCCCCAUGAGAAGAAAGAAGGCCGGAUCUAUGUCUACAUACUGUCUGAGGAGAUGCAACUGGAAAUUGUACUAAGUGUGACAGCAUCCAUGGGCAGAUUCGGCACCACCAUUUCCAGCCUUGCGGAUCUUAACGGAGACGAACUCCGAGACGUUGCUGUUGGAGCCCCCCUUGAGGAUGAUAACAGAGGGGCUGUGUACAUCUACCUUGGUGACAGACGCAAUGGCAUACGCAGCCAUUUCAGCCAGAGAAUCAUGGGACAGGAAAUAAGACAUGAGAUGAGAUUCUUCGGACAGGCCAUUGAUGGGGGCAUUGACCUCGGAGAGGACGGACUUCCAGAUAUUUUGAUCGGAUCCCAGGGCAUUGCUGUUGUCUUGAGGUGCCGUCCUGUCUUCAACGUCACCGCACAUCUCUCUUUUCUUCCUAAGGAAAUAAGCACUGAGGAGAUUAACUGUGUGGACCAAACAGAUGAAAGUUUACCCAUGGGGAUCUUACAUGUCUGCUUUGAAAUGGUAGAAAACACAAAGAGCAAAGCCGACGUGAUGAGCUCAGGACUGAACAUCUCAUACAUGCUUAAUGUGGAUCCAGUGAGACAAACCUACCGAGGUUUCUUUGGAAAUGACAAGAAAGCCAGGAGUCUUACUUCCUCCUGCAACCUAACGGCUAACGAAACUUGCUUACAGCUCCCUGUCAACAUGCCUAAAUGUCUGAAAGACACUUUUUCACCCAUCACCAUCAAAUUCAACUUUUCCCAAGUCGACAGUGAGAGUGCGAGUGCCGUCCUGAACGUGGACAGCAGCAGGUCGGCUAGUGUUGAGGUUCCCUUUGAAAAGCAAUGUGCAAAAAACGACAACUGUGUUGCUGAGCUCGAGGUGGAUUUCAACUUCACGACUCCGGCCUUAUUGGUGGCAGAAGAUAGCUACUUCAACGUGACUGUAAAACUGUCCAAUUAUGGUGAUGACUCAUACAACACCAGCCUCACCAUGCACUAUCCUCCUGGCCUCUCCUUCUCCAGGAUGAUUAUUAAUGAGUCGACUAGACCAACGCUCCACAGCUGUCAUGAUCUUGACGGAGUGCUUGACAAAACUGUGUGCGGCGUCAGCCUUCCUGUGUAUCGCAGCAGAUCUGCUGUAACAUUUAUAACUACUUUCCUCAUCAUGCCCGAGUACAAGUGGAACGACACAAUCGUGAUGACCGUUACUGGAAGAAGUGAUAACGCGAACAUCACCGAGAACAAUACCCUGACCAAAAGCCUCCCAGUGCAAUUUGAAAUUAAAAUGGGACUAACAGUGAAAGAAGGCACCACCACAUAUCUGAACUUCACAGCAGAAGAGGCUGCACCUAAAAAAAUGGAGAUUAUAUACCAGAUUGAUAAUCCAGGUUUUAAGGCUUUUCCUGUCAACGUGUCUCUGUUCUUCCCAACGCAACUGGAACAUAACUUUGAAAUGAAGGAUUAUCAAGUGUUUGUCCAGCAGAACAAAACUCAAUGCAGACUCCCUGAUCUCAAAGAUGAUCACUGCUCGCCAGAAGAACGCCACAAAAUCAUUGAAUGUGACACAUUCAUCCUGGACAAGGAGUCGUCCACUGAGUUCACAUUGUCAGGAGAAGCACAUUUUAGGGAUCUCGAAAAGCAUGCAGAGAAUAAUGCCUUUCUGAAACGAUACACCGGAGACAGCGGGGAGGUGAAAUUCAAAAGCUCCAUAGGUGUUGAAUUUGACGGGCGACACUACGUGCUAGUUUCUCGUAAAAAAGAGAGAAAAGAUGGAUUUAUGGAGACGUCUCAUAAAUCUUGCUCAUGGAAAGACAACGAUCCAACCAUGAAAUGGAGUGAAGUUCGGGUUGAGUUCAUAAUUCUCCCCAAUCGACUGCUGAUCAUCCUAACUGGAGUUGGAUUGGGUUUGUUGUUUCUCAUCAUAACCACAAUCAUCAUGUGUAAGCUUGGCUGCUUCAAGAGGAAGACGUUUUAUGAAGAAGAUGAGACAGAUGCUGUUCUUCAGGCUGACAGUUCCUAUGACUUUGCCUUUGACCCCAGAGCAGUCAGCCAAUUAGAGACUGAAGGCAAAUCUGACAAACCAUCAGAGGAGAAAUCGCUUCUUGUUGAUGACGAGGCCAAAGGCAGCAUUGCAGUAGCUGAUGAAGAGGAGGGACUAGAGUAUAAAUAGUAAUUUACAACCAUUAAGGUGGGCUGACAAAUGCCUGAAUUAUGAAGGAUGCAGCAUGCACAGUCAUUAUUAAUGAGCAAAAUUACUAAAGGGACAGCUUGUCAUUUUUACAAAUAGGCUUAUUUGCUUCCUAGCUGAGAGUAAAAGAAGAUACCACUCCAAAUAUAAAUCUGGAGCCACAAGAUGGAGAGAUUGGAUUUGCAUAUAUAUUAAACACAAAGGGAAGUGGUAGCCUGGCUCUGUAGAAUGUAGCAACAUCUAAUGAACCAAGUACAUUUUUUAUCCAUAUAGUCCAAAUAUUACAAAUUUGCCUCAAGGGUCUUUACAGAUGUUCAACAAAAUAACACCUUCUGUCCUUAGAGACUCAAACUGAAUAAAUAAAAAAGAAGAAAUGAAGGAAACCCGAAGAAGAGGAACUGAGGAGGGAUCCCUCCUACAGGACACACUGACAUGCAGUAGAUGUUGUGUGUACAGAAUAGAUCUUACAGUCUUACAGUAUGGAUGAAUAGCAGGGUCAAAAUAUAGAUUGUAAAUAUACAGGAAGAAUAUGAUGCGAGAGGAUGUUGACAUGUCCAUCAGAUGGGACCUGGGCCACACGACCUGGAGUGGGGACAGACAAACCAAAAACAGGAGGCCAAGCACAUCCUGAACACAUAACCUCCAGCUCCCAGCUACUCUAGCUCACUGAUUUUCCUCUUAUAUCUCGUUUUACAAAAACCUUCGCUCAGUCACCACGUUGAUGUCUACAUGUGGAACCUUGGUCACGUGGUAACCGGUGCUGCUAAAGAGCGGAUCUCCACAGAGAAGAGAACCAACAUCACAGCAACUGUGAGGAGCUCGAUGACGCUGGAGUAGGUCGCAUAAAGACAACCGUGCAAAAGAAAUGCUUUUUUUUAAAUAUUUUAUCAAAUCAUUAAAUGUUUUUGGAGCACUUUUAUUCCAUGUAAUACCAUGGUUGUGUUAUAUCAGGCACAACAAAGUUAUGUGAAAACUCGUCCUCAACACAGAAGAGACACAAGUUUAACUUGCAGGUAGCGUCACAUGAAGCCUGGUCACAUGAUCCCUGUGUCCGGCCUAGGGUGCCGUCUCUACUAAUGUAUAUUUACACUGUAAAAUACUGUAACAUUAAUACUAGUCAGCCUUUACCUAUUUGUGAUCUUCGGCGAAGGUUUUAUCUCCUUGUUUAUGCAAUGUUGUGCCUUAAUAUUAUUAUGUUUUUAUGCUUUUUCAUUCAAAACAUUAAA